CAUUUCAAACGUACCAUUGUUCUCCGUCCUGUUGUUUCUGAACGCAAUAACGGCACGUUAGUUUGUGAAAUCCUCGUGCUAAAGUCCCCCACCGGCACUUUCAGUUCCCCUUUAGCUUACGUGCAGCUGUAAACCCGCCUCAGAAAACCCAACAGCUUCACUUCCACUUUAUUCAACUAAUCACUCUCUCUGUCUCUGUCUGUGAGCGUCUGAAGAGCUUCGAAUCCCGCGUCACCCAGCAUGUCUCUCCCGCAACAGCUGCGCGACGAAAGUGAUUUCGAUCAGCUUCCAGACAACAUUCCAGUCACUGCAACCAUUGCCGAUAUUGAGGAAAAGAAAGGUUUCAUUGUUUACUAUAGGUUCGUAAUUGAGGUGAAGACCAAAGGCAACAGUAAAUACUUGAUCUACAGAAGGUAUCGUCAGUUCUUUGCCCUGCACCAGAGUUUGGAGCUUAAGUACUCAGCUGAAGCCCAGCCGGGAUACUACACCUGCCAACUACCAACCCUGCCAGGUAAGGUGUUUAUGGGGAACAAAAAAGAGAUUGCAGAGAGCAGAAUCCCAGAGCUCAACAAUUACAUGAAGAGGUUGCUUUGCCUGCCUACCUGGGUACUCUUGGAUGAUCUGAUACGGAUGUUUUUCUAUCAGACCGAGUCGGACAGCCAACAGGUCCCCCGGGCCCUGCGCCGCCUGCGGCCCCCCACACGCAGAGUAAAAACUGUAAAGCCCAAAACGGACCUUCUCUCCGCACCCAGAGCAGAGGCGGUGUUUGACUUCAGUGGCAGCGGACGCCUGGAGCUCAGUCUGAAGGCUGGAGAUGUGAUCUUCCUCCUGCGAAGAGUCAACGCAGACUGGCUCGAGGGCACAGUGAGAGACAAAACUGGAAUCUUUCCCGAGUCGUUCGUGAAUAUUAUUAAACCUCUUCCCGAGAGUGACUCUGAUGAAGAGGGCGGAGCUUCCAAAAGCGGAAAACAUACUCCGAGUUCAUACAGCUGCCUGCGCUGCUAUCUGCUGCAGCCAGAGGGCAUCGACACAAGGGACAUUUGUGUUGAGGAAGAUCUCUCCAUUCAGCCAUCUUACGAAGAUCUGCUUUCCAGAAUGAGGGAUGUCUUUCAAGAGAAAGAUAUUGCUUUGAACUACCGGGACCCUGAGGGCGAUCUGAUACGGAUAUUAGACGAUGAAGACGUCACCCUCAUGGUGCAAGAGAGCAAACAGACGGGGUCAAAGGUUAAACGGCCCGUGAAUCAGUUUCCCUGGGAGCUGCUGGUCACCCAGGCCAAAGAUCUGACCGUCUACAGCACCGACUAUUGAAACGAGCCGACGACGCAAACCGUUGCACAGAAUUUCUUAGUUUACGUGGUUUUCAAAUUGAAAACUGUUCAUGUAGGGUUUACCCAAUAAUAUGACAGAUUUUAUUGCGUUUACUCAACCUCGAAUCAUUUGUGGCUUUUGAAGCAGAAUCGUUUGAACCAGUCUAAAUGAUUCAUUUAUGAAUCAGAUUGAAUUCACUGGUAAUCACUGAAAAUUAACAGCUUAAUCAACAAAAAAAUUUAAUGACUUUAGAUCAGUGUUAUUAUUAACUAUUAUUAUUUUUUAUAUACAGUUCAUUAAGAUUUUU
Molecule: messenger RNA, 1615 nt
Organism: Puntigrus tetrazona (Sumatra barb)
Lineage: Eukaryota; Metazoa; Chordata; Actinopteri; Cypriniformes; Cyprinidae
Product: neutrophil cytosol factor 4-like
Exons: 10
Coding region: 241-1308 (355 amino acids)
Biological process (GO): respiratory burst; superoxide anion generation; phagocytosis
Cellular component (GO): NADPH oxidase complex
Molecular function (GO): superoxide-generating NADPH oxidase activator activity; phosphatidylinositol binding; protein binding
Source: RefSeq, a predicted model, not a curated record